AGCGGGGCAUCUUGCGCAUGCGCAGGCGACAGCUCGUGGCGUUCAGGGCCUGAUGGUUGCUAGGGUGACAGGGACACAACAUGGCGGCGGGAUCCCUAACGCUCUCCUUCGAGGGACCACCACGGAGAUUCUAGUGCGGGACCCCGCCUCAGGGAAGUGGAAAGCAGGGGGACAACCUUCCUGCUUCUUUCUUUUCCGUCCAGUGUCGGCAAGGGGUUGUCACCGGCUUCCGCAUCCAAGAUGAAGAACUAUAAAGCAAUUGGCAAAAUAGGAGAGGGAACGUUUUCUGAAGUUAUGAAGAUGCAAAGCCUGAGAGAUGGAAACUACUAUGCAUGUAAACAAAUGAAGCAGCGCUUUGAAAGUAUUGAGCAAGUCAACAACCUACGAGAGAUCCAAGCACUGAGGCGCCUGAAUCCGCACCCAAACAUUCUUAUGUUGCAUGAAGUGGUUUUUGACAGAAAAUCUGGUUCUCUUGCACUAAUAUGUGAACUUAUGGACAUGAAUAUUUAUGAGCUAAUACGAGGGAGAAGAUACCCAUUAUCAGAAAAAAAAAUUAUGCACUAUAUGUACCAGUUAUGUAAGUCCCUGGAUCAUAUUCACAGAAAUGGAAUAUUUCACAGAGAUGUAAAACCAGAAAAUAUACUAAUAAAGCAGGAUGUCCUGAAAUUAGGGGACUUUGGCUCCUGCCGGAGUGUCUAUUCCAAGCAGCCGUACACGGAAUACAUCUCCACCCGCUGGUACCGGGCCCCGGAGUGUCUCCUCACUGAUGGGUUCUACACGUACAAGAUGGACCUGUGGAGCGCUGGCUGUGUGUUCUACGAGAUUGCCAGUCUGCAGCCCCUCUUUCCUGGAGUAAAUGAACUGGACCAGAUCUCAAAAAUCCACGAUGUCAUCGGCACACCUGCUCAGAAGACCCUCACCAAGUUCAAACAGUCGAGAGCUAUGAAUUUUGAUUUUCCUUUUAAAAAGGGAUCAGGAAUACCUCUACUGACAACCAGUUUGUCCCCACAAUGCCUCUCCCUCCUGCACGCAAUGGUGGCCUAUGAUCCCGAUGAGAGAAUCGCCGCCCACCAGGCCCUGCAGCACCCCUACUUCCAAGAACAGAGGAAAACAGAGAAGCGGGCUCUGGGCAGCCACAGCAAAGCUGGCUUUCCGGAGCACCCUGUGGCACUGGAACCACUCAGUAACAGCUGCCAGAUUUCCAAGGAGGGCAGAAAGCAGAAACAGUCCCUAAAGCAAGAGGAGGACCGUCCCAAGAGACGAGGACCGGCCUAUGUCAUGGAACUGCCCAAACUAAAGCUUUCGGGAGUGCUCAGACUGUCGUCUUGCUCCAGCCCCACGCUGCAGUCCGUGCUUGGAUCUGGAACAAAUGGAAGAGUGCCGGUGCUGAGACCCUUGAAGUGCAUCCCUGCGAGCAAGAAGACAGAUCCGCGGAAGGACCUUAAGCCUGCCCCGCAGCAGUGUCGCCUGCCCACCAUAGUGCGGAAAGGCGGAAGAUAACUGAGCAGCACCGUCGUCUUCGACUUCGGAGGCAACACCAAGCCCGACCGGGCCAGGCCUGGGCGAUCUGCUGCUGAGACGCCACGGAGGGCUGGGGUUGCGCCUGCGUCCGUUUCGCGCUGGCCGGGGCUCUGGGAGCUGCCCUGCGCCCUGCCGCACCCGCGGCCCGCGCAGCUGCCUAGGAUGUUCUGGGCUAAUAUAUUUGUAAAACCACCGCAUUCUAGGGUUUUCUUUGAUUUUCGUUAAGAAUUUGGGGCAGGAAAUACUUUGUAACUUUGUAUAUGAAUCAAAACAAACGAGCAGGUAUUUCUGUGAUGUGUUGGGCGUGGUUGGAAGGUGGGUUCUGCGUGUCCCUUGCCAGCGCUGCUGGUCAGUCGUGGAGCGCCAUCAUGUCUUACCAGUGACGCUACUGACACCCCUGACUUUUAUUAAAGAAUAAGCUGUCGUUACAGUAUUGCAUUUUAA
Molecule: messenger RNA, 1965 nt
Organism: Gorilla gorilla gorilla (western lowland gorilla)
Lineage: Eukaryota; Metazoa; Chordata; Mammalia; Primates; Hominidae
Gene: MOK
Product: MOK protein kinase
Exons: 12
Coding region: 241-1500 (419 amino acids)
Biological process (GO): protein phosphorylation
Molecular function (GO): protein kinase activity; ATP binding
Source: RefSeq, a predicted model, not a curated record